Molecule: messenger RNA, 906 nt
Organism: Macrosiphum euphorbiae (potato aphid)
Lineage: Eukaryota; Metazoa; Arthropoda; Insecta; Hemiptera; Aphididae
Source: the annotation of a GenBank genome assembly
AUGACGGAUAUAGUGAAACAAGCAGAGUCUUAUGAGGCAAACGAAUUGUUUGACAUUAAAAACUCGUACUACAUCGGAAACUACCAACAAUGUAUCAAUGAUGCUCAGAAAGAACCGCCGAACUAUGGAAAUUUACGUUUACAACGAGACAUAUUCAUGUACCGUGCUUACUUAGCACAAAAAAAAUAUGGUAUCGUCCUAGCAGAAAUAAAAACUAAUUCACCUGCAGAACUAAAACCCUUUAAACUGUUAGCAGAGUAUUUGCAAACUCCCGGUAAUAGGAAUUCUAUUUUGAAAACAUUGGAACAAGAAUUGGAAAAUAUGUACGAAAUAAAUCAUUCUCUUGUUAUUGUGGCAACAACAAUUUAUAAUCAUGAACAUAAUUAUGAAUCUGCUCUGAGGGUUCUUAAAAAUGAUGACACUCUUGAAGGUGUAACAUUGUCUUUGAUAAUAUAUUUGAGAAUGAAUCGAGUAGAUUUAGCAUCAAAAGAAUUUAAAAAGUUAAAAGAAAAGGACGAAGAUGCAACAUUAACACAAAUGGCACAAGCUUGGUUAAACUUAGCAUUGGGCGGAGACAAAUUGCAAGAAGCUUAUUACAUAUUUCAAGAACUAACAGACAAAUAUGGAGUUACUGCAUUGUUGUUAAAUAGUCAAUCAGUAUGUUAUAUUGGUCAAUGUGAAUAUAAAAAAGCUGAAAUAACAUUACAAGAUGCUUUAGAAAAAGAUAGUAAUGAUAUUGAUUCCCUAGUAAAUUCUUUGUUCAUUUCUGUCCAUAUGAAAGUAUCAGCUGAUGUUACUAAAAGACAGUUAAAUAUGCUGCGGGAUGCCUAUCCUAAUUCUGACUUUAUUGAAACUUACAAUAAAAAAGAAGCUGAAUUUGAUUCAUUGUCACAAGCAUACCAAUAA